Messenger RNA from Vigna unguiculata (cowpea), 1307 nucleotides. RefSeq lists its product as uncharacterized. The record is from RefSeq and is a predicted model, not a curated record. Lineage: Eukaryota; Viridiplantae; Streptophyta; Magnoliopsida; Fabales; Fabaceae. Gene Ontology annotation, molecular function: protein binding.
UUUCACAUUCCUCCAGCUCUGGAAGCAGCUGAAGAAUCUUCUUCCAUUGCAUUUCAAUUGUUUGGUUGCUUGGUUGGUGAGUUUUGCCUGAACUUGACUGAAAUUACUGGAAGAGUUGUGAGCAGAUUUAUACCAUUUCAGGGCUUUCUCAGUUGCCUUCUCAUCACCACAAAACAACCUUUUGAAAACGUCUAUCAUCUUAUUUUAUAAAAAUGUCUGUUCCAAAAGUUAACGAAAAGUUGCUUGAAGACCUUGAAGUAAUGGGAUUUCCAAAGGCACAGGCAACCAGAGCACUUCAUUAUUCUGGCAAUACCAGCUUAGAGGAUGCUAUAAAUUGGAUAGUUGAUCAUGAGAAUGACAUUGAUAUUGAUGAGAUGCCAUUGGUAGAUGUAGACAUUGAGGUAGAGUCAACCGAGUCCUUCCCCAUCUCAGAAGAAAUCAGAAUCAAAGCACAGAGUUUAAGGGAACAAGAACGUAAGAGGAAAGAGCAGGAAGAGAAAAGAUUGGAGAGAGAAAGGGAGAAGGAGAGGAUUCAAGCAGGUAAGAGACUCCUUGAAGCAAAGCGAAUUGCAGAAGAAAAUGAAAGACAACGGAAUUUAUCCCUGAGAAAAGCGGAAAAAGAAGAAGAGAAAAGAGCUAGAGAGAGAGUUCUACAGAAACUAGAGCAGGAUAAGUUAAAUAGAAAAUAUAAACAAGGAUUGCCUUCAGAAGGCCAAGCAUCCAUCAGAUCAUCUGCUACUAAACUACAACAGGAAAAGAAGUUAAAUCCUGUUUAUACAACUACAAAAGCUGAGCAGUUAAGAGAAUCUCUGAGGAAUCUGAAGCGUAAUCAUCAGGGUGAGGAUGCAAGAGUCAGAAGAGCCUUUCAAACACUACUAAUCUAUGUUGGAAAUGUUGCCAAGAAUCCCAAGGAGGAAAAGUACAGGAAAAUACGACUGAAUAACCCAUUAUUCCUGGAUAGAGUUGGAAGUUUAAAUGGAGGUGUAGAGUUUCUUGAGCUAUGUGGUUUUGAGAGAACUGGUGACUUCUUGCAUCUUCCUCAAGAAAAGGUUGACAUGGCACUGCUGAAUUCAGCUGGUUUUGUCUUGAAUUCUGCAGUGACAAACCCUUUCUUUGGAGUUUUAAGUACUACUCACAAUUAAGUUUGAGUGACCAUAGUCUACAAUUAGUUUGAAAAAGCCAAAAACAUUUAUGUACAGUGUUGAAUGUUUAAGCAUGGAAACUAAUACAACCUAUUUUAUAGAUUUAACAUCACCAAUAUCUCAAUAAAAAACAUAUCUAGUAUUUCGUUCAUUGUUGUAUGUCUU